AUGGAUGAUAAGCUUUUUCAAGAACUCUGCAAUUCUUGGAAGGAAGCUCUAGUCAUUAAACUCCUUGGUAAAAAUAUGGGUACUCGUGUUAAGGUAGAUAUUGACACCCUGAAUGUAAAGAGAAGAAAGUUUAAAAGAAUUUGCUUGAAGAUUGAUCUGACUAUGUCUGUUGUCAAAAAGGUCAAUGUUAAUGAACAUUGGCACAACGUGGAGUAUGAAGUUCUUCAUAUCAUUUGCUUCCUUUAUGGCUAUCAUGAAUAUCACACCCGUGAUUGCAAGAAUUCACCAGAUAAUUUGACGCAGUCGGUCAUUUCUAUGGUGGCACAACCAAGAGUUCUACUGGAAAAUGAUGAUGUUUAUGAGCAAAGACUAAUGAAACUUUAUCAAGAAGUGGGUGAUAAUGGCGCCGAAAUUGUAGCAAAAGAAUAUGGAAAAACAAAUGCAGUUCAUGGUGAUGAGGGGUGGUGCAUAGGAAAAAUGCAAUAA
Molecule: messenger RNA, 486 nt
Organism: Vicia faba (fava bean)
Lineage: Eukaryota; Viridiplantae; Streptophyta; Magnoliopsida; Fabales; Fabaceae
Source: the annotation of a GenBank genome assembly